Anthostomella pinea is the source of this 930-nucleotide messenger RNA. The record is from the annotation of a GenBank genome assembly. NCBI's taxonomy places the organism in Eukaryota, Fungi, Ascomycota, Sordariomycetes, Xylariales, Xylariaceae.
AUGCCCAACCUGAAGUCCAAGAAUAUCCUCAUCACCGGCGGCGCCCGGGGCAUAGGCCGAGCCACAGCGCGCCACCUCCUCUCCCUCCCCUCCCAGCACCGCGUCUUCCUCAUCGACGUCGACGCCGCCGAACUCGCGUACUGCGCCGAAUCCCACCUCGCCGCCUACGCGCCCCGCGUCAGCUACACCACCGCCAACCUCCGCGACGGCCAGGCCAUCCGCCAAGCCAUCGCCGCCGCCGCCGACUUCCUGGGCGGGCGGAUCGACGUCCUCAUGAACAACGCAGGCAUCGUACGCUCGUACUUCACGGCGGGCAACGGCACGAUGGAGGACCCGGCCACGGCGGACGAGUGGGCUGCGUACAUCGAGACGAACCUCAGCGCGCCGUUCCUGGUCAGUCAGGCGUGCAUCCCGUACAUGAAGGCGCAGGCUGCGGCCGUGGAGGGCAGGUCCGAGGAGCUCAAGCACGGGGAACGGAAUCUGGAUGAGGGCGGGUGCGUCAUACACAUCUCCAGCUUCCGCGCGCAUAUUAGUGAUCCGAAUUGCGAGGGCUACGGCGCGACGAAGGCGGGGCUGUUGGGGCUGACGCAGGCGAUGGCGGUGAGUGGGCAGCAGUGGGGCAUACGCUGUAAUAUGAUCUCGCCUGGCUGGGUGAGCGUGAAGCAUGAGUGUCGCGAGGGCGAUGAGGAGGUGGCUGGGAAGUUGGGGAAGAAAGAGGUGGCGCCGCAUGAGAAGGAAGUGGAGGAGGCGAGGAUGGAGGUGUGGGCUGGUAAUCAUGGGGAAGAGCAGCAUGCGCAUCAGCCUGCGGGACGGGUGGGGAGGGGAGAAGAUAUUGCGGAGGCCGUGGAGUAUGUGAUGAAUGCUGGGUUUAUCAGUGGGCAGGAGGUCAUUGUGGAUGGAGGCGCGAGUCGGGUGAAGAAGACGCCGUAG